Messenger RNA from Ruditapes philippinarum (Manila clam), 1885 nucleotides. RefSeq names its product excitatory amino acid transporter-like. The record is from RefSeq and is a predicted model, not a curated record. Gene Ontology annotation, cellular component: plasma membrane. Gene Ontology annotation, biological process: L-glutamate transmembrane transport. Lineage: Eukaryota; Metazoa; Mollusca; Bivalvia; Venerida; Veneridae. The coding region runs from base 161 to 1630 and encodes 489 amino acids. The transcript has 11 exons. Gene Ontology annotation, molecular function: neutral L-amino acid transmembrane transporter activity; L-glutamate transmembrane transporter activity; glutamate:sodium symporter activity.
AGUAGGAAUGUAGCUUACUGUAGUGUUUGUUAAUGCAGUUGUAAAUAAGCAAGCCGAUAUUACGAAAUAUUACAUCAUUCUGAACUACCGUAUGGGAUAUGUUAUUUGGAAUGAUACCGGAGUUUAAGUACUUUUCCCUCAGAUAAAAAGGAUAACAACUAUGGCACAAAAAGAUUGUUUGAUGAUAGCGAUAAAGAAGAACCUUCUGCUACUUCUAACAUUGUUAGGCGUGAUAUGUGGAAUAGGUAUCGGGUUUGCUGUCAGAUCAAGCUCUCCGACGAGUUCCGUAUUAUUAUGGCUUGGUUUACCUGGUGAACUGUACUUGCGACUUUUGAAAAUGAUGAUCGUUCCUCUGAUAGUCUCCAGUGUAAUAACAGGAACUGCGUCACUUCACCCAAAAGCCAACGGAAAAAUCGGAAUUGUUUCCUUUGUUUUUGUAUUUAUUACAAAUGCCUUAGGCACAGGUCUUGGUGUUGUAUCGUUCUACGUUUUACGACCCGGUGUAGAAAGUGGAAAAAGCAAUGAUCAAUCUGCAUUGGAAACGAAACCUAUGGAGACGCAAGAUAUAUUUGCUGACAUGCUUAGGAACAUUAUCCCUGAUAACUUAUUCGUGGCAACUUUUCAACAAACGCUGACAGAAUACAAAUAUAAGGACAUAGUAAACACAACGUCGGGGAAAUCAUCCUUUGCCAUCGUAGGAAAGACGCUAGGAAGCACAAGUGGACCAAAUUUACUAGGUUUAAUUUUCGCAUGCACUUUACUCGGAAUGGCAACGUCAGCUCUAGGUAAACAGGGAAGACCACUGAUAGAUGUUUUAGAUGCAUUAACCCGGGUAGUUAUCAUCAUUAUCCGGUGGUUACUAUGGACAACGCCUGUGGGGGUCCUCAGUCUAAUUCUUGUGCCUGUAGCUGAACUGGAUGAUGUUGGAAGUGUGUUUCGUGACCUUGGACUGUUUAUUUCUGCCGUUGUUGUUGGUUGUUUUGUUCAACAGAUCAUUGUUAUGCCAUUGAUUUUAUUUGUGUUAACACGACGGAAUCCUUUCAGACAUAUGUCGGCAAUAUCAAGAUCGUGGUUGAUAAGUUUUGCUGCUUCAAGCACAGCAGUUGCCAUACCAGAAAUGUUGACAAGCUGUGAAGUAAAGUUAGAACUUGAUAAGAGAAUUACAAGAUUUACCAUUCCUUUCAGCGUCACAUUGAGUGCAAAUGGAAGUGCUGUAUUUAUUGCAUGCUCGUGUUUGUUUUUGUCAAAUAUUUCCGGAAUACCAACCACAACUGUCACCGUCUUAACUGUUUGCUUCCUGACAACAAUGUCUGCUUUGGCGAUUCCGUCAGUACCAAGUGCAUCAAUUGUUACUAUCGUGAUGAUUCUGUCAUCUCUUAGUAUUCCUAUUGAACCAAUUGCCCUUCUUCUUGCCGUUGAGUUUUUCCUAGAUCGUGUCAGGACCACCAGUAGUGUUGUAAGUCACACAAUGUGUGCAGCUGUAACACAUCACAUGUGUAAAAACAUAUUGAAGGAUAUAGAGGUUAAUGAUGAUAUUCAGGUUGAAAUAACGAGUGGGGAAAAUCAGAAAAUGUUGGCAGACACUAUGGCCAUCGAGUUGAACGGAAACAUUGAGUGUACUGAUAAAUAGCAAAAAAUACUAAAAUUAUAAGAGCAAUUUUGUUUACAGUUUUUUUUUAUUUAGAUAUUGCUUAAAAUUGUGUGAAUAAAAGCAUCCAGAUAAUACACUGUAUAUUAUAUAUACUCGUAUAUUUUUGUCAGUAGUUUGAUGUAUGAGGAAUCAAUAAAUGCCGUAAUGGAGCAUUUAUCGCUGAUUUUUCUCCAUUUCCUAAUGUUAAUAUAUAUAUAUAUAUUAAUUAUGUCAACUGAAUAAAAAUUUAUCAUA